AUGUGCAUGCCAUCCCUUCAAGUGUUUCGUCAUGCGAACAUGCAAGGCUAUGGCUCUGAUCAGCACGAGCUACGUGCCCAGAUCCUGGUACGCUGCAUAACUAAUAUCUCAACCGACGGAAGGGCGCCACCAAGGAGCCUUGGCGCUUCUCUCCAGCCUCACGUUAGUUCAGUCAACGAGGCCAGGUAUCUAAUCAUGGAUUUAAGCCUUCCAAACGGUGUCUGGAACUUGAACUGUGUCUUCGAUGGGCAUGGAGGGCAUGAAACAGCUGACUACCUUGUCGCCGAAUUGCCCUCCCUUUUAAUGGCUGGAUUGUUGCCUACAGUGACCAACUUGGAGGGCGUUUCAGAUGUUCUCACCAGAGCGAUUUUUGACGUGGAUGAAGCAAUAAAACGGGACUUCCUCAAAAUAUUCCCUGAAGAAGUCGACGAAAUCGCUACGAUGUCAGACAUAACAGUCAAAGCGCGGGUCAACGACCAGUUUUCCGGAGGACUAAAUCAUCAAAAAGCCCUACGUUGCUUGAGGGGAUCUACGAUCUUAUUAACGCUCGUCGACCCUACAAAGAAACAUCUUUGGGUGCUAAAUCUCGGUGAUGGCUUAGUGGCGCUCGGAAGUAAACGAGACGCGAGUUCACAAUGGAAUGCAUCCAUCUUGAGCGAUAAUUACAAUGGCAACAACCCUGCUGAGGCCGAUCGCAUCAAACAGCAACACCCUGGCGAACCAGAAUUCAUCUUCGAUGAUAGAGUGCUCGGUAAUCUUGCUGUCACGAGAGCUGUUGGCGACCAGAGCUUCAAACUGCCUCGCAUCUACACUGAGAAAAUAUUUUUAAAUGUAGAACCUGGAUUUCGUGUCCCUGCUGCGAUUGAGUCUUUCAUUCGACGAAAUCUGAGCCCACCAUACGUCUCGAAUAUUGCAAGCGUUCGUUAUCUCGACCUUCAUGAGCAGUCAAACUGCGACUGCUUUAUCUUAAUGUGUUCCGACGGGCUGGUUGACCUUUACAUGGAUGACCCAGAUCACGUCGAAUCCCUAACAUCUCUCGUCCAGAAGUGGGUGGGAAUAGUAGGUGACGUCGUGAAAGACGACGUUCAGGAGGCAAUGCUGCGCUUGUUAAGACACGCUCUGGGCGCAGAAGACAUCGACAGAGUUCUCAUGUAUGCUUAACAUAGACAUGCCUGUUCCUUACAUGGAUGAUACGACUGCCAUCUUACAAGUGCUGUAGUAUCCGAUACCAAGACGUGUGCAUGUAUGGGGUAACGGAUGCGGAUUGUACAGAUGCCAAGUGUCAGAAAUGCUGCGUUUGUAAAUUAGAGAUAAAAGUCAGGAAAACGUCUACGCAUCAUCGCAGAUCCACGAUCUCCAGCGGGAUGUCUUUCAUUUGCACGUGCCCCUUGUCUGCGUCCUAAACAACUGAUCAAUAGCUGUGGACGAACCACUCCAGAAGCUACGCACUGUGUAGAUCGGCACCUCUGGGUGCGGGUGGAAGGCUUCCUUAACAUUGCAGUCUAAAAUCGUUUGCAAGCCUGGGGGGUCGGUGAGGCGGAAAAUUCCAAAGCUAACCGUGAAAAGAAUUAAGACACGAGUGGUAUGAGCA
This is a messenger RNA of Suillus plorans, 1591 nucleotides long. Its product is annotated as phosphatase 2C-like domain-containing protein. Bases 1 to 1161 code for a protein of 386 amino acids. The transcript is spliced from 5 exons. Lineage: Eukaryota; Fungi; Basidiomycota; Agaricomycetes; Boletales; Suillaceae. The record is from RefSeq and is a predicted model, not a curated record. Gene Ontology annotation, molecular function: protein serine/threonine phosphatase activity. Gene Ontology annotation, biological process: protein dephosphorylation.